CGGUACUAGAGAUCCAAGUAGUGGACAGGGAGGGUUCGGAAGCGCGCGCGAGCCAAGCGAUGGAGGCGAAAUUCGCGAUCCAAGCAACCGAGAGCCUAGUAACCGCGACCCGAGUGGCCGUGAGCCCAGCGGACGCGGGAUGAGCGGCGGUGACCCCGAAAGCGAUCCCUUCAACUCUGGUUUCGAACGUGCUCCGAGCGGCAGAGAGCCCAGCAACCGAGACCCUAGUGGCAGAGAGCCCAGCAAUCGCGACCCUAGUGGCAGAGAGCCCAGCAAUCGCGACCCUAGUGGCAGAGAGCCCAGCAAUCGCGACCCUAGUGGCAGAGAGCCCAGCAACCGCGACCCGAGCGGCAGAGAGCCCAGUAACCGCGACCCUAGUGGACGAGAGCCUAGCAACCGCGAUCCUAGUGGCCGAGAGCCCAGCGGACGUGCGAUGAGUGGCGGCGACCUUCUCGAAGACGAAGGUGGGCUCGGCCCGAGCAAUCGAGAAGCCAGUGUGCGCGGUUCGAGUAGAAGAGAUCCGAGUGGGCAAGGGGGCCUUGAUGACGUUUCUCGGGACCCCAGCGCGCGGACGCCCAGCGGCCGGGAGCCAAGUAACGCGUUCGGCAGCCAACUCGAGGGCUUCAACCAGUUCGGAAGUACAGCUAGAGACCCUAGUGGCCGGCAGCCAAGCAAUGCUGCCGGGAGCCAGCUCGGCGACGGUUUCAACGAAUUCGGGAGCACCGCGCGAGACCCGAGCGGCCGGGAGCCAAGCAACGCGGCUGGGAGCCAACUCGACGCGGGGUUGAACCAGUUUGGGAGCACUGCGAGAGAACCUAGUGUCCGGGAUAGUGAGCGACCGCAAAGCCAACUGCAAGAUGGUCUCAACCGGGGCGACAGUGGGAGGCAGGAGAGCUUGCGGCAGUCGAGCAGGAGAGAUCCCAGCGGCCUUGCCGAUGAUGCCGACUUUGCCCGAGAUAGUUCCCGUCGAGCUAUUCCAAGCCGCGGCUCUGCGCUCGGUAGUCAGCGGGAUUCGGCUCGCUCGGGCAGCCAGCGCGGGUCUGGUGCAGUACCCGGGAGCGAGCACGAGGCCCUGGACCACCUUCCCGGCUCGGUCGCGGGCCAACCAGCAAGUCAAGAUGACAUCCCGCCGCGCCGCAGCACCGCCGCACACAAUCCCAACGUGCGAGACGACUUGCUGACGACCAUCGAGCAGGUCGUCGGUAUCGUGGAACGCGACGAGGGCUUGCCGCUUCCGCCACUGCAGUACUUGCUCUUUGACAGCUUGGAUCCUUAUGCCGACGCGUACUUGGAUACGCUGCGGGCGUACGCCGACGCGCAGCGGCUGUUUGCGCCGCCGGAAAAGGGAACGCCGCUGGUCCCCGCCGAUGCGUUGUUCGAGUUGGAGCGGUACGCUAGAACGUUAGAUGCGGACGCCGUGCACAAGGGUUCGCACCCGGGCUACUUAGCGGCCUUGCGAAACCAGCUGCGCAAGCAACAGUACGUGUCGGCGCCGCCGCCACCGAGGGUGCGGAAAGACCGCGCGGGCCAGGGACCCGACGAAGCUGGGCGGCUUGCGGGUACGGGCGCUUUCCGCCCGCGUCCGCACUUGAUUCCGGAAAACAUGGACGCCGACAUGUGGGCGCGGGCCAACCAGGUUAGUGGCGGCCUCCUCGGGGCCGAGGCUUUGUUGCAGGAUUCCGGCGGCGACCGGCCGCGACCCAAGGGGCCGGUGCGGGACGCCGGGUUUCCGCAGGGCAUUUCUGCACCCACGAACUUGAUGCUGCAGACGUCACCGUCCCUCGCAGAAGCAGAAAUGGAGAUCGAUCGGAUCCUGAAAAGCCCACCGGGCUCGCCGCAGCGCGACCCGAUGACGGUCUGGCCUCACGCACUGCCACGAAUAAAGCUGAAGGAGGUGUCCAACGCCCGUGACCUGCACUGGAAAGCCGGACAAGCCAUGUCGAAAGCUCGGGACAAGAUCGUGUCGCCCGUCGGCACCGGGCCGAACGAUACCGGGACCGAGCGGUACAGCAAAGUGCAAUCCGGGGAGGAGAUUGAUGAGUACCUGCGGAAGAAAGGUUUGGUCGCCGAUUACGACGGCAGCGGCGAUCUUUCCCCCCGACGGCUGUCGCCCGAGAUGGUUGCGUCCCUGCGGAGGCACGGCGUGGAGCGCAGAGACUUUAAAGACCGCAUGCUCGUCCUCUCCCCGCGAAGGGGCGAAUCCCCGUUCGGCGUGAAAAAAAUCGUGGAUUCUCGGAUCAUGCGGGGCCAGAUCAUCAUCCCGGAUAUGGAACACUCUGUUUCCCCCAAACCCUCGCCGCCGUUUUCCGAGCAGUUGGCGCAGAUGCACAAAAACCUGGAGGACGAAAUGGAAAAAAUGGUGAUGGGGUACGCGAAAUCCCCCACGGACCCGGAAAGGUACGUGCGCAUGAACCUCGCGACCGCCGGGGACAUGAAAAUCGCCGAUACCGAGGCGGAUCCGGCGGCGAUGAACGCCGAAUUCGAUGCGGACGGUAACCGGCUGGUGAAAAGGUCAAGUGUUCCUUCCUCCAGCAUGACAGCGCAGGAGGACGCGAUGGUCAAAAACAUCGUGGACGUCGCGCAGGGCGUUCUUAUCGGAAAGCACGGCGACCAGGAAUACUUGUUGCACUCACAGAACGUGGACGACAUGGUGCACAACAAGAAUGACUCGUCCUCCGGUGGUGGUGGUGUUCCCGCAGUGGACCCGCACCUGCAGGAGGGGAGUGAAGCUGACGCAGCACAACUGGCGAGGGGAACGACAUUUUCAGAUCCGCGCAGUCAGAUGGCGAAUCGGGCGGCAUUAACAGAAGAUCGCGGUGUGGGUUCUGGGCUAGCCUUUGACAACAUCAUCGACCGCGCAGUCGGGGCUUCCGGCAUGGGCGAGAAUAUGGUGGACCGGGGAGUGGGGUCCGGACUGAUACGACAUAGCGGUGGUCGCCUGAGCAGCGAGGUAGUUGCGCAGCGCAUGGGCCACGGUCCUGGUGGUUUGCACGCGCACCACGUCGGAAAUCUGUUGGACCGCGCAGACGCCGCAAGACACCGAGCUAACAGUCCACGGGAUACCUUGCAGGCGGAGAGAGAAGCAGAAGAGCUUUAUGCUGAGCGCCAACGCCUGGCGGGCGGUCCCGGUGGUUUGCACGCGCAUCACGUGGGAAACUUGUUGGACCGCGCAGACGCCGCGAGACACCGAGCUAACAGCCCGCGAGACACCCACCAGUACGACAAAGUGCUGAGCCAAGUCGAUCCCCCGCGCGACACAGAAGAAGAGUUUUACGUGCGCCAGCGCCUGGCUGGCGGUCCCGGCGGCUUGGGUGCACACCAUGUCGGAAAGCUAUUGGACCGCGCGAACGCCGCAAGAAACCGGGCCAACAGUCCACGCGACACCCACCAGUACGAAAACAAGGUAAUCAGUCAGCUCGAUCCCCCACGCGACACGGACCAGUUUGGGAACCUCGUCAGUGGCCUCAGCGACUCCAUCGGGGCGGCGGUCAAGAGCCCCGUGGCACAAGCGGUGCUGCAAGGGACCAAUUACCAAAGUCCGACGGUGACGCAGAACCAGGUCAACCCCGUGGGGCUGUUUGAAACCCUGCAGCCGCACCGGCAGCUGGGCACCCGCGCACGACCGCAGGCCGGGCUCCACGGGCACAUGUACUCACCGCUGUCUCCCGAAGGGAACUACCGCAGGAUUCAAGCCAUCAAGGGCAAGCAGGCGGAAGCGCGCUACCUGGCGCGCCGGCCGCCGCCGCCAAGCGGGAUCGGCGGGGAUCCGACGACCCAGUCGAAUGCUACGGAGGAUUGGAGAUCGGGUCCCGAGCAGGAACCACCAGCUGGAGGUAGUUCAUCGGGAGGUGGAGCCGCUCCGGCGGAGCAAUCCGAACAACCGGUGGAAUUACAAAAGGAUCAGAGCAACGAAGCACAGCAGGGAGCAGCACCCGGUCCCCCGGGAUCCACCGCAGACAUGCGGAGUAACGCGGAGGCGGAGCAACAGCAACAGCAGACCAUGCUGUUUUACGAGGAAAAAUCCUCCCUUUUGAUGCGGACAAAGAAGCAGCGGGAAAAGGCGGAGUUGCAAAAACGCAAGAAGAACCAGUCGGCGGUGGAACCGGAGAGAGCAACUGCCCCGUCGGCGCCCGCGCUGGACGUCCUGGACUCCCCGGCUGUGAAUUCAGAGAAUUCGCAUUCGCUACAAGAGCUGCGAGAGGCGGGGGGCGUGAAGGGGAUAUCGGGCACGUUUAACAGCCUGCCCGGACCCUCGAAACUUCUCGCAAGGGCCUCCAGGCAUAUGAUGAACAAAAAAUUGCAAGGUCUGCAAGGGGAGGAGAAAUAGGAGCGUAGUGACAACGGAGAUGGACAUGAUGAUGGAAGAAUAAGAUCGCGGUUUCAACGUGACAUAGACUUCGACAGAAACUUACAGAUGCAGAAAUUUUGUUGACAUUAUUUCGAAUUUAUCUACUAGCGUAUCUUCAUGUACCAAGUAUCAGAAAGUAGUCGUUAUCAACAGAAGAAUCCGAGGCAGGAAGCCGUAUGCCAAAUCCGGACGAAACGGGACAGGCAAAAGCUUCCGGGUGCUAGACUGUUGAUUCCGAACUGCUUUAUCGGCGAUAUUGCAUGCAGGAAAACGAUGACGAGAAGUGCAACCUGAGAAAUGAAAAUUAACAUUGUACAAUCUGCCGUCAGGCUCAGGCUCAUCGAGUCCAAUCGUCUCAAAGUCUUGUAAAAAUGUGGUUUAACAAAAUUGAAAUGCACAGAAAUGCGGUACUAAGUAAUGCAAGUGUACAAUAUCGAAUUCGAAACAGUGAAAAUUAGCGGUAAAAAUGCCAGGGUGCAAAUCCAAUAUCACCAUUCAAUAGCGCAGAGCUUGAGUGCCUUUUCGAGGAGCUUCUGCACACAGGUAACCGAAACGUUUGAUAUUUUGACAUGCAAUUCACCGGAAUCACUUAUUUUCAUUUCUUCGUGUUUUCAACUUACGGUACUGUACAGACAGACAUAUUUCAAUAACCGAGAAAGUGUUGAGCAGUAGCAGCUCAGCCAAGAGCAGCACUGUACAGGCCGCUGCUGCAGCUGCUGGUCUUUCGUGGAAACUUUAGAUAUUGCAGAAACUUUAUCCAACGGAAUUUUCAACCGGAAACUUUAGAUAUUGCAAUGCAUGGAAUUUUCAACUGGAGCAAACGGAUACCUAGUAAAACUCAAAUCUUUUAAAACUGUGCGAACAAACUGAUUCUGUGAGGAUAUGGAGAUUGAGACAGAAUUGAGUUCGUUGUUGAAAACUAAAACUAAAAGCAGUAAAGACGGAACAUGAAAAUAAAAA
Molecule: messenger RNA, 5308 nt
Organism: Amoebophrya sp. A120
Lineage: Eukaryota; Dinophyceae; Syndiniales; Amoebophryaceae
Source: the annotation of a GenBank genome assembly